Cryptotermes secundus is the source of this 2570-nucleotide messenger RNA. It is a transcript of the gene Galphas, whose product is annotated as guanine nucleotide-binding protein G(s) subunit alpha. Lineage: Eukaryota; Metazoa; Arthropoda; Insecta; Blattodea; Kalotermitidae. Bases 487 to 1626 code for a protein of 379 amino acids. Gene Ontology annotation, cellular component: heterotrimeric G-protein complex. The transcript is spliced from 11 exons. The record is from RefSeq and is a predicted model, not a curated record. Gene Ontology annotation, molecular function: G protein-coupled receptor binding; GTPase activity; GTP binding. Gene Ontology annotation, biological process: sensory perception of chemical stimulus; adenylate cyclase-activating dopamine receptor signaling pathway.
CAGUGUUCUUUACGGUGUUCGAUAUCACGAAAUGGAUGGAUGUGGUGGGGAAACAGAACUAGGACAAUUUUAGCAAUGAAUGUGAUUUAUUUUUGUUAAAAGUUACACUGGAUGUUGUCAUAUAUGUUGUAUAUUUUAAUUACGAUCUCAGAUGAUCAGUAUUCCCUCUUAAGAGAACCGUGAGAGAAAUCGGCUGCAGCUCAGCUCCCAUAAUUCCUUGGCAGGUCUCAUCUGUGGUAGUGCGUGUAGUCCUAUACCGUAGUGAUGUGUUACCCGUAAAUAAUUUUCGGAAAAGCAGUGGUUUAACGAAGUUGUAAUGGAUGUCAAGUGUUGGAAAGUGUUUCAAGAUAUGUGUCAUUAAGUGUGUUGUACUUUGCGUGUAUUAGUAACGCCUACAAAAUAGGGAAUCUCGCCGUAAACGAGAGGCAGCGCGAGUCCCAUCGGUGCUGCCUACCCACCAUAUUUUUUAAUAACUGGCCUGAUGCCAUGGGUUGUUUUGGAGGUGGGGGCUCAAAAGCGGACCAUGAAGAAAGUAAAAAGAGUAAGGAGACAAACAAAAGGAUAAACGCACAAAUCCAGAAGGAUAAACAAUUGUAUAGAGCAACGCACAGAUUGUUAUUACUAGGUGCCGGAGAAUCGGGCAAAAGCACAAUUGUAAAGCAGAUGAGGAUAUUGCACGUAAACGGAUUUAGUGAAGAAGAGAAAAAGCAGAAAAUAGAAGAUAUUAAAAAGAAUAUACGCGAUGCAAUAUUAACAAUUACGGGUGCAAUGAGCACGUUGACGCCUCCCAUUGCUCUGGAGCAUCCAGCCAAUCAGAACCGAGUGGAUUACAUUCAAGAUGUUGCCUCGCAGCAUGACUUUGAUUAUCCACCGGAAUUCUACGAACACACGGAAAUCCUAUGGAAAGAUAGAGGUGUUCAAGCUUGUUUUGAAAGGUCAAAUGAAUACCAGCUGAUUGACUGCGCAAAAUACUUCCUAGACAAAGUGCACAUAAUCAAACAACCAAACUACACACCUACAGAACAGGAUAUCCUGAGGUGUCGGGUCUUAACAUCGGGUAUUUUUGAAACAAGGUUUCAAGUGGAGAAAGUCAAUUUUCAUAUGUUUGAUGUUGGUGGGCAGCGGGAUGAGAGACGGAAAUGGAUUCAGUGUUUCAAUGAUGUGACAGCCAUCAUUUUUGUGACGGCCUGUAGCAGCUAUAACAUGGUUCUUAGGGAAGAUCCUACACAGAAUAGGCUCAGAGAAUCGCUUGAUCUUUUCAAGAGUAUUUGGAAUAAUAGGUGGCUGAGGACGAUAUCAGUAAUCCUCUUCCUCAAUAAACAAGACUUAUUGGCUGAGAAGAUAAAAGCUGGCAAGUCACGUCUAGAGGAAUAUUUCGCUGAUUUUUCACGUUAUCAGACACCAAUAGAUGCAACAGCUGAGCCUGGCGAGGACCCUGAAGUGAUCCGAGCUAAAUACUUCAUUCGUGAUGAGUUCCUGCGCAUCAGCACAGCAAGUGGCGAUGGGAAACACUACUGCUACCCACAUUUCACAUGUGCAGUGGACACAGAGAACAUUCGACGGGUGUUCAAUGACUGCCGUGACAUCAUCCAGCGCAUGCACCUGCGCCAGUAUGAGCUGUUGUGAUGUCAUGGCAGUAGCAUAACUGUUGCCACCACUGUCACCACCACCUCCACCACCAUACAGCAAUUGCAGCAGGUCAACAUGGCAGCCACAUCCAACACAAUUACUGUUACCAUUAUCACCUGUCGUUACUAUCGUCACUGUUAUAAUCACCACCAUGUCACCACUGUUAUCACCACAGUGGCAUCACCGAGGGAAAGUGGAUGGUUCAUGAUUGUAGAAAGCUUUGUCAUGGAUGUGUUAUCACUACAGUUUUAUUCAUGGUAAUAGUCUACUCAAAUGUUCCCUUAAUUACAUACACAGAGCUGUAGACAUGGCUUUGAGAUGCCAUCCAUAGAUUGGAAGCUGCUAGUCUCAGCUAUGAAUUCAGACAGAUCACUGUUGGCUGUUGGUUUCAACCCAGAAAAAGAAAAGGAACAGAAGAAUUUUGGCAAGAGUUCUUUUCAAGAUCUUGUUGGUAUCGGUAAUCUCUGAAGUGGAUCUGGUAUCCCGCACAACAUUACGCUUUUCUGCUGGAUCUGACUGUGGGGAAAAAAGUGUGCUAAUGGAGGUCUGUAGGCUUAUUGUGUACCAUUUUGUUGUUUUAUGUUUUAAUUUUAAGACUUGUUUACCAUUAAUAUUUAUAUUGUUUGAUACUUGAAGUUUGACACUGAAUGUCACAUAGCAAGCCCUGAUUACACUGUUCAGCAUGUCACUAGUUUGAUGUCCCCAACUUAAAAUUGUGAUAGUAAAUGUUUGUGUCAUGUAGAGUGUGGUGCUUGUAGGAUAUACCACUGGCUAACUUUUAUUGAUUUGAUUUUGAUAUGGUUUGAGAAGAAAACACAAUGCACAGUGUUCUGUAACCUCUCUUCUGUUCCAUAACAUGUUUUCAGAGGCAUCAAGGUCUGUCAAAUUUAUAAUAUAACAGAGAGUCUGCAGUCUACUAAUGAUGCCAGCUGAAAGUUGUA